AUGCUCCACUCAACCUGCCCUACCGCCAAGAACCUGACGUCGUUCGCGGCGAAGGGUACGAUGCGUGGCGGCAUCCCUCGCAUCUACUACACCUGGAUGAAGCCUGGAAGUGCAACACGCCGCCGCUUUGAGAAGAUGCGCAACCCAUUCGUCAACCUCGAGACCGGCACCUCGCUUUACUUCCGUGACACCCGCGACUCUGCGGAGGCUGUAGCACACGCCGCAGAUAGCAAAGGACUGAAAGGCAUGGACAACGGCAUUGACCUCUACAACGAGUACAAGAUUGUGCCAGACCUCUACCCGGAAGGCUUUCAGUGGAAGCACAAACUGAACACGGAGUAUAACCAGUGGCGCUCCAACACCUGGCUGACACCGGAACUCAUUCCGCAAGAACACCGCGGGAGGUUUCUUUGCAACUUCCAGCUCAACAUCGUCGCGUAUGAUAUGCGGGUGGUGAAGUUUAGCCCGAAAGACCACCGUCAGUGGAUUUACUGUGUCUUGUACGUGGGUAGCGGUAAGGGUAUCGCGGGCUUUGGACGCGCCGUGGCGCCGAGCACGCAGGAGGCCCGCAACGAGGCGAUCCGCGAGGCCUUCUCGAACAUCAUCGCUGUGGACUUGGAGCAAGAAGGUCCUAUGUACCCUGUCCGCAUCAACGCCGAUGGCGCGCGCGUGCUGCUCUACCCUGCACGGCGUAUCGUAGCGAACUUCCGCGUAGCAGACAUUCUCUGUGCCUUUGGCUUCCAGAAUGCUGGGUGCAAAAUUAACUUGAAGGCGUCGAACAACCCCAAGGCACCGACGCACACCGUCGAGGGCGUCUUCGAGGCGGUCAAGGCGCUGCGUAGCGUUAGCGAGAUUGCGGCGAGCCGCGGCAAGGUGCCGCACAGCCUUGUGCACAACAUAUACCCGUACCUCGAGGAGAUUCGCCGUCGCAAGGGUAUGAUGGCGAUGCACCCACCCGGCAAGGACGGCAUCUUCAUGCCGGACCGCGUCGUGGACAACCGCAUGCCGGAUCAUCUCAAGAAGGGCUACUACGACGACGUCUACUGGAAGGACUUCUUCGCCGGCAGCAAGGAGCAGUUGAAUGAGCCGAAGAUGGGUCUGCGCGGUGAUGAGCUGCGAGCGCAGCUGGAGGAGUCGCAGGGGCGUGCAGCGAAGCGGUCGAAGCGGCGCACUUUAGACGACGUUCUCCAGCGACUGGGUAAGACGCCGAGGGAUCUCGGCGCGCUGCAGGUGGUGAACCCGCGCCUCGAUGCGAAGCUCCCAACCCAUGUGAAGCGCAACUAUCUUCUCCACUGA
Leishmania braziliensis MHOM/BR/75/M2904 is the source of this 1296-nucleotide messenger RNA. RefSeq lists its product as hypothetical. Bases 1 to 1296 code for a protein of 431 amino acids. Gene Ontology annotation, molecular function: RNA binding; structural constituent of ribosome. NCBI's taxonomy places the organism in Eukaryota, Euglenozoa, Kinetoplastea, Trypanosomatida, Trypanosomatidae. Gene Ontology annotation, cellular component: ribosome. The record is from RefSeq and is a predicted model, not a curated record. Gene Ontology annotation, biological process: translation. The transcript has a single exon.